Molecule: messenger RNA, 747 nt
Organism: Neurospora tetrasperma FGSC 2508
Lineage: Eukaryota; Fungi; Ascomycota; Sordariomycetes; Sordariales; Sordariaceae
Exons: 1
Coding region: 1-747 (248 amino acids)
Source: RefSeq, a predicted model, not a curated record
AUGGCCCUCUCAACCGAAGUCAACAUCACCGUCAACCCCCCCUACCACCUUCGCGACGGCGCCACACCUUCCCACUUUACCUCCUCCAACCUGCCCUGGAUCACCGGCACAUGGCACACCACGUACUCGACCAACCCCGAAGAGCAAUCAGGCAAGCGCAAUGCGCGCAUCUGCCUCAGCCUGAUCCGGGGCACCAACUCCGUCUCUUCGGAUUCUGAGGGUUCCGACUCGGAUAUGGAGCCCGACAAGGACCGGAUCCUCGCCGUCCGCUCGUACCAGAACCUGCACUCGUCGGCGAUCCAAGACGUCGGGCAAACCGACCUCUUCCUCGACGAGCUGGACCAGGGGUUCACGCAGGUGAACGGGCCCAUUAUGCGCCAGCGGUGGGAGAUCAUUGCGUGGGGAAAGGAGGGACAGCUGGAGGAGUGGAUGAAUGAUGACGGCUCGGGCUGGAUCGUGGACAACUCGGGGGAGGCCAGGCCGGAUUGGAGGAAUAGUUAUGUGGUGGUGUAUAUCGGAAAUGACCUUGGCAAGUUGAGGAAUGUGGGCGAGGGCACGAUUGAGAUUUGGGAUCGGUUUGGGCCGAGUGGACCCCUCAGGGAGGAGACGGUGGAGAAGAUUAGGGAGGCUUUGCAAGCGUUGGGAGGGAAGGAUGAGCGGUUCGCAAAGUUGGCAUCAAGGUUGCAGAGGAUGAGGAUGGAUGAGGGGAGGAAGAGUGAGGAUGAUGCGAGGAUAAGGGCGUAUUAA